AUGAGUAAAGCCACUAGUUGCAAAGAUGCUAUUAAGGCAUGGGCUGCUAAGACUGGUCAAAAGCCAGAGGAGGCCGAGGUUAUCAAGCUCUUCUACCAGUUCCCCCCUAUUGAGCGAAUGGACGCGUCCCUCUCAACCCUUAAGGGCUGUGUUCAUCUUUCCUUAAGCUCUAACAACAUAGACCGUAUUGCCGGGCUCAAUAGCCUUCCGAAUCUUAAAAUACUCUCGUUGGGACGCAACCUCAUCAAGAGGAUAGAGGGCUUGGAUGGCGUGAAGGACACCCUGGAGCAGCUCUGGAUUUCUUAUAAUAUGAUAGAAAAGCUAGCUCCCCUUAUAUCUCUUAAGAGGCUCCGCUGCUUGUUUAUCGGAAACAACCUCAUAGCUUCGUUUGGUGAAGUUGAGCGGCUGGCCGAGUUGCCCGAUCUUCAGGAAUUGGUUCUUAUCGGCAAUCCACUUCACCAGCAGCACGCAUCUACUGGAAACUGGCGCAGAGAAGUUGUUCGCAGGCUUCCGGGUCUUAAGAAGCUAGACGGCCUUCCUGUCACUGACGAUGACCGGGAAUAA
Messenger RNA from Giardia duodenalis, 564 nucleotides. Its product is annotated as Dynein light chain. The transcript has a single exon. The record is from RefSeq and is a predicted model, not a curated record. Gene Ontology annotation, cellular component: cytoplasm. Bases 1 to 564 code for a protein of 187 amino acids. Lineage: Eukaryota; Fornicata; Diplomonadida; Hexamitidae. Gene Ontology annotation, molecular function: protein kinase binding.